This is a messenger RNA of Tripterygium wilfordii, 1062 nucleotides long. RefSeq lists its product as uncharacterized. The record is from RefSeq and is a predicted model, not a curated record. The coding region runs from base 1 to 1062 and encodes 353 amino acids. The transcript has 6 exons. Lineage: Eukaryota; Viridiplantae; Streptophyta; Magnoliopsida; Celastrales; Celastraceae.
AUGAGAAUAUCAUUUAGAGGCGUUUGCAUCGUCAAUGACAUGCUCUACAAUGCCAUAAAUGUGUUUUUACUGUUUAUUUUUAAAAUCAUCAAUAAUGAGUUUUGUCUUUUGAGUAAUGUAAUACCUAGGAUUAAUCAUAAUAUGGGCAAAACAAGAUAUAAUAUGAGGGGUUGCCAGCUGUCAGGGGCGGACACAAGACCCAAUUCUACUCUUUCUGCAACUAAUUCCCAACGGAAAAAACACUCUUUCUAUCGUCAACUUAAUUUUCCCGGAGAGCAUGAGUUCGCGGGAGUUAUUUAUGAUGCCUCGGAAUCGGGAGGGAUAUAUGGGGCAAAGGCAACUCUAAACCUGUGGAAUCCAUCGGUCAAGACGGGGGUCGGAAUCAGAGAGUAUAGUGCCACUCAGAUUAAAAUCAAAUCAGGAACAGCUAAUGCUUUUGAUGUUAUUGAAGCUGGAUGGCAUGUCUACCCAUGGUACCAUCGUGCACAUCGGCGCGGUAACGAAGAAGAUGAUAAAACAAGAUUCUUUAUUUCUUGGACCAAUGAUUCGUAUCAAAGAGCAUGCUACAAUAUGGAUUGUGGUGGAUUUGUGAUGGAAAGAAAUGAUGUAUUGGGACGUGCACUUGAGCCAACAUCAUCAUAUAACGGUGAACAAAAAGAGAUCGUUGUUGAAAUAUGGAAGGAUAUCCAGUUAGGACGAUGGCGAUUGAAGUAUAAUGAUAUAAUGGUGGGUUAUUGGCCAGAACAUUUGUUUACUCACUUGAGAACACAUGGCACCGAGGUGGAAUGGGGUGGUGAGGUGUUCAACAACAAACACAACAACAUAUUCACAUCAACACAAAUGGGUUCCGGCCGUUCUGCAGAAGAGGGAUAUGGAAAAGCAAGUUAUUUCAAGAACCAAAGAGUUAAAACUUCAAGUAGUAGUGGACAUAACUGGAUUUCACCCCCAACAGUUAGAGGGGAAGUGAGUAGCUCCGACUACUACACCAUCUUUGCAGACGCUGACAUUGAUGGCUCUGGCGAUGACGGAUUCUUUUAUGGAGGUCCAGGCAACACCAACUAA